Messenger RNA from Mytilus californianus (California mussel), 1009 nucleotides. RefSeq lists its product as uncharacterized. The transcript is spliced from 4 exons. Bases 1 to 933 code for a protein of 310 amino acids. The record is from RefSeq and is a predicted model, not a curated record. NCBI's taxonomy places the organism in Eukaryota, Metazoa, Mollusca, Bivalvia, Mytilida, Mytilidae.
AUGGUUAUUUAUCAUUAUUGUAUGUCGAUUCGUGUGUAUUGCAAUGUCAUUGUAUAUACAAACUGCAAAGAUGGUUCGUUUUGCGCAAUUUGGUUGUUAUGCUUAUGGAUUACGAUACGGCUUCGAAAGACUUGGUUUGAUACGGAAAAUAAGACUACAACCAAGGCGAAAACGUCGAUCAAUCAAUUAAAAGAUAAAGAUGACUAUCUUGAGGAGAUGGACACCCUUAAUAAGCUAAAAGUUGAUAUGGAUGACCCAAGGUUGAUCAGUUUAAUAAGAAAUUACUGGAUAGAAAACCCGUCAGACCAACCAUACAAUCUAACACAUCCUCAUGUAAUAGACCCUUCGAUCGGACAAGCUGCGUUUGUUGAUAACCGAUUAAACUUUAAGAAUGACGGAUUUUUCGUGGAAUGUGGAGCACUUGAUGGGGAAACCAGGUCAAAUUCUUUAAUAUUUGAACGCACGAGAAGUUGGAACGGUCUUUUGGUUGAGGCUGACCCAUCAAACUACGAGCUAGUGAAGAAAAAGAACAGAAAAGCAUUUACCAUUAACGCUUGUCUCAGUAUUUACCCAUAUCCAGUAAAGAUGCAAUUCAAAAAAAAUUUCAAUGAAGGUAAGAUAGUACAAGACGAGAAUUCAAAAGGAGAAAGCACAGUGCAUGUCCAGUGCUUUCCUUUCUAUUCAAUAAUGAAGGCUAUAAACGUGACACACAUUGAUUUCUUCAGUCUUGAUGUGGAGGGAGCUGAAUUACAAGUUUUACAAACUAUACCAUUUGGUAAAUUAGACAUUGAAAUGAUGACGGUGGAAUUUAAACACGUUCCAGGAGGAGAAACACAAUUGAAAAACUUUGUAGAAAAUAAUGGGUACUCCUCUCUUAUCAAAAUGUCCCAUUACAAUAAUUUAGCAAAUGAUAUAAUAUUUAGAAAGAAGUAAUAGGAAGUUCUUUAUCGUCAAGGGCUUUGCAUGUUUGGUAGAAAUUAAUUUACUUUGCCUUUUUUUUCAUCUUGUU